Thecamonas trahens ATCC 50062 is the source of this 2394-nucleotide messenger RNA. RefSeq lists its product as uncharacterized. The transcript has 4 exons. Bases 1 to 2394 code for a protein of 797 amino acids. Lineage: Eukaryota; Apusomonadida; Apusomonadidae. The record is from RefSeq and is a predicted model, not a curated record.
AUGUCAACCUCACUCGUCUCGCACACCUUUCGGUGCCGGUAUGGAGGCAAUGGAGGCAAUGGAGGCGAUGGAGGCGACAAUGCCAUCCGUGGCCAGGUCCGGUCGGUUGUCUCGUUUGAUGCCCACACCUGGUCGGAGCUCGCGCCUGGCUCGGUUCUUUCGCUCCCGCUCGGCCGUGCUUUUGAUCAAACGUCAGGUUUGACCGUCCGUGUCACUUCGGUCAUCCGCACUCGGCCUUCAGCCGAUGGCAAUGACCAGCCGCGGCCGGUUGCUGUCGUCCUUGGCUGUCUUGCUGCCUCUGUAGACACUCUUCCUCCCAACUGUCCGCCGUCCGAACGACUGCUUGCCACCGAGCAUGCCGACGGCUCGGUCAUGAUCCACGUUGUGUCGGCCAAGGCCGAGCUCGGCGCCACGCUCUCGGUGACCCGCUCCGACAACGGCAACGCUUUUCGACCUGCCACGCUCACCGUCGGUCCGCUCGCCUCCGCGUUCUGCCACCUGCCGCGCCCUGAGCCAGCGCUUGCGGCCGAUGAGAGUGGCGACAAUCCUGCCCUCGAUCUCUUUGCCGCCGAGCUUGUGGACGAGGCCGCGGCCGAGGCUGCUGCAGGCGGCUCGCUGUUGUUUCCCACCGGAGGCAAGGCCAGCGCUGGGCGGGCGCGGGUUUCUACCCGGUCCAGCGUCCCGAUCUUCACCACCCGGGCCAACGCACCCGACUGCUUCCACCUCGAUUUCGACGGCGGUGUGGUGACAGGUUCGGCAUGGAACGCCUACACCUCGCAGCCUGCAAUGGUCUACGACGCGUGGUCGCUCGACGGUAACUUUGUCGACUUUUCCUCCGCCGAGCGCGACGUCAUCAAGGCCGUUGUCACCCGCGUCGCAGAGGACUUUAUCGCCUUUAACGUAACAGUUACCACCGACGAGUCCAUCUGCGCCGCGUACCCGCCUCAGCGCCGCGCCACCAUCGCCAUCACCCCACCGACAGCUGGGUGGCGCCGACCGGCGGCGUCUCGCCUCCGACUACUACCAGCCGUCAUGGGUCUUUCCGACCACCUCGACGAUCGCGUUAAUGCCAUCGGCGACUCGGUCUCGCACGAGCUCGGCCACCAGCUUGGCCUCUCGCACGACGGAUGGGCAAUUCUCUCCCACUACCUCGGCCACUACGGCUGGGGCCCCAUCAUGGGCACUCCCUACACCAUGUCGGUCACCCAGUGGUCCAAGGGUGAGUACAGUGGCGCAACCAAUACCGAGGAUGACCUUGCCAUCAUCGGCACUAAGCUCUCGCACGCACGCGACUCGAUCGGUGACACCUUUGCCGACGCCCUCGACAUCAUGACUGCCCCGCGUCCGCCAGCGUACUCGAUCAUCAGCGCCAUCACGUCCUCGUCCGACGUCGACUGCAUCUCGUUUGUCGCAGGUAACGGCUCCAUCACCGUCACCGCCCACAUCCUGGCCGACGGUCCCAACCUCGACGUCGGCCUCACGGCGUACAUCGACGUCGAGGCUGAGCCAGUGGUCACCGUCGCACCCGACGAUCAGCUGCAUGCCGAGCUUUUGCUUGUUGAACCCGAGAAUGGGCGGCGGUAUGCGGUGUGCGUCACGGGAACCGGCAACCGCAUCGGCUUCUCGUCGGGCUUUUCCGACUACGGCUCGCUCGGCUACUACGGCCUGGUCGUCGACGGUCCUUUUGGCGACUUUAACGAUCUUACGCCGCCGUUUGGCGUUCUCGAGGGCCGCUCCGCCGUCGUCGCCAACUCGACCACCGUCUCGGCGCCCGAGGUGCUCAAGACUCCGCUAAUCGUCCGCGACGGCGCCCACCUCGACAUUGCUGACAACCUCGCGGUUCCGGCCGGGUGUGUCCGCAUCGAGGACGUGUCGACGCUGGCCAUCGGGUCGGGUGUCCAGCUCACGGCCGCAUGUUUUGUGCAAGCUCCGCAAGCUUCACUCGUUGUCGCCAUCGCGCGCGGUGCCUCACCGAGUCUCGCCGUCGAGGGCUCAGUCGAGCUGGGCGGCUCGCUCGAGGUGGUGCUCAAUGCCGACGUUCGGCUAAUGCCGGGCGACGAGCAGUCGUCAUGCUCGAUUCACGCCCAGCAGCCGGAUUCCUCGUCGGAUGCGACCACAACGACCGCGCCGCCGCCGCGCGCCAGCAAUCGCAACAUUGUGCUCGCUGUCCUCAUCUCGUCGGGCAUCGUUGUCGUCAUUUCUGCCAUCGUCAUCACUCUCAUGUACAAGCGGUCGCGAACUCGCCGGAUUGUUCGUCCCAAGAUUGGCGCCCGCCCUCCGCCCCUCUCGGAUGCUGAGGCACUUGCCGUCGCCUCAGCUAUCUCCCUCGGGCCUCAAGCGCCCGAGCCCUCCUCGACUGACGACACCUCGCAGCUCUCGUCGGACGAAAUCUGA